Molecule: messenger RNA, 1394 nt
Organism: Malania oleifera
Lineage: Eukaryota; Viridiplantae; Streptophyta; Magnoliopsida; Santalales; Ximeniaceae
Product: peroxisome biogenesis protein 19-1-like
Exons: 5
Coding region: 360-1079 (239 amino acids)
Biological process (GO): protein import into peroxisome membrane
Cellular component (GO): peroxisome; peroxisomal membrane
Source: RefSeq, a predicted model, not a curated record
AAUUUGUACAUGAGUGAGGGGUUAGGGGUUGUAAAAGAACUUGCACAGCAUUAAAUUAAUACUAGCCACUAUGAUUAAUACUGAAUUUAAUGUCAAAUUUUCGUAUGGUUUGUGGUUUUGAUUCCGUGCUCAAGGCGUCGAACUCCUGGAGUAUUUUGAGCCGCUGGAUCUGUUUACCUGGUGAGUAGAUCAAUUGCGCAAGUUGGCGGUGAUGACCGUAAGGAGUCUAUGUCGUCGGCAUUUCCUGCUCUGCUCCCGUCGCGAUAUUUCGGCUCUUUCCUCUCUCUGUACACGUACAGAUUGAAAUUGCGAGGGGGACACAGAGCGAGAGAGCUGUGGAGGGAGGUUUUGGCGCAUCCAUGGCCGACGAUUUAGACGAACUCCUUGAUAGCGCUCUGGAUGACUUCCAGAAUCUUGAACUCACUUCUUCUGCUCAAAGGGCCGAAGAUGUUACAGAGAAGAAACCGUCCAUGCCUUGCGAGGUUCAAGGACUGGGCAUGGGUUUACCUGAUUUGAGAAGUAAGAAAAAGGGCAAGCAGAAGGUGUCCAAGGAAUCACACGUUUCAGAGGCUCUUGACAAGCUUAGAGAGCAGACGAGAGAGACUGUUAGGGGAUUAGAAUCGAUGACGGGUGCAAAAGCUGGCGAGGAUGAUUUUGGUAACGAUGCAAUUCUGGAGGAUUGGGUAAAGCAGUUCGAGGAGCUGGCCGGGUCUCAGGACAUGGAGUCUAUUGUGGAGACCAUGAUGCAACAGCUUUUGUCUAAGGAGAUCCUUCAUGAACCUAUGAAAGAAAUUGGAGACAGAUACCCAAAGUGGCUGGAAAAGCAUAGAGCUGGAUUGAGCAAAGAGGACUAUCAACGGUAUUCCCAGCAAUACAAACUCAUACAAGGUCUAAAUGAAGUUUAUGAAAAUGAUCCUGGGAACUUCACGAAGAUAGUUGAGCUCAUGCAAAAAAUGCAAGAUUGUGGUCAACCACCUAACGAUAUUGUGCAAGAGCUUGGUCCAGGCUUUGAUCUAGCAAGUCUAGGGCAGCUAUCUUCAGAGAUGGCUGAUUCUCAGUCAAAUUGUUGUGUAAUGUGAAGGAAUGUGUUUUCUUGUCGGCGGGCGACCUUGCACUCUCCCUCUUUCUCGCAUUAUCCUCUGUUCUGAAAAAAAUAAAAAAGGUUUACAAUAAAGUGGUUUUCACUUGAAAUUUAGUUAGAUUAUUUACCCUUCCCUUCCCUUCCCCAAUGGAAUUUGGCUCUCAAAUUUAAGGCAUUUUUUAUAUGGUUGGUUGUGUAUAAUUUUGAUUUUAUGUUUGAAUUGAUGCUUAAUUCUAGAGCCUUUUUUCCUGUGAUGUUUAUUUAUUUAUUUAUUUUUAUAAAAAAUAUAAUAUAAUUCUAUUUUGAAGCUGAA